AUGUCAGUGUCGCCUUCCCAGUUUGCAAGACUUCUGCGCCAGUCCAAGUUUGCUUCGUACGAUCCAUCAAUAUACCAAGUUUACACAAGUUAUGGUGGUCAUGUCCAUCGUGGGGACUUCGGCCUAAAGCGUCCAUUGCCGCGCUUGGCUCGCCAACGAAAUCCAAACAUUCUCAUCUCAAACAUUGACACUCCCGAGUACCAAACGGAGUGGAGAGAUGCAGAGGAUGAGGUGCGGAGGGUUGAACGCACCGAAGAGCUUGGAGGGCCCAUGUUCACGUCCCCCAGUCGGUGGACUGAGAAAACGUACUUUUAUCCGGACCAAUGGGCCGUAGACUCAGACUACGAUCCUAGCCCCCCCACCAAGCGUACCAUCGUGUACCACGGUAUGAAACCCCUGCUGCGUAUGACCAAAAAGGAGUAUCAGCGUUUCCUUGAUAACGUGCGCAGCUACCGAGACGAGUACCGCGACAGCCAGCAAAAACGUCAAAACCAGAUACAAAGGCGACGGUGGGAAGAAAAGAAAGGCCUUAUGCAUGAUGUCCACUCGCAGUACACUCCCGAGUUGCUCGAAGCACCAGUGAUGGAAAAGUCUCCACAGCCCAUCCCAGUUGAUCUCUACAGGGAAGCAAAUAUGGACGCACACCACGGGUCUUUCAAAUCGUUCCUCGGCAAUAAAGCUUAUGAAGAACAUAGCACGUAUGGGGCCACCACUGCUAUUGUCCCCAACCCACACCCCUUGGCCGGCCUCAACUACCAUAAUCCAUCGCGUAUUCAAUCACUUCUUACUUACCCCGCUCACCCAGGGCAUGCAUUCUAUGCCUCCCCUAAGCAAUCCCCAUACCUUGUUGAUCCAGCGGAUGACGGAGAUCGAAAUCGGUCUGGCAUAGCGGGCGCAAACAAGAAUGCCAUUUCUAACAAGUCAGCUCAUGCUCAUGCUCCCCGUUUCAUCGCUACCGUUGGAGGGUUCGCUUUCAAUUUGCCCGUCUCCAAUAUCCUUACCAGUACCGGGAACAUAGUGGAGCAUGGCAGCCGCGUCAAGCCCACCGAGCUUUUCCUCAAACCGGCGUACUCACCCGAGCAACGCGAAGCUGCUAUCAAGGCUGGCCGCGGCUCAUUCAAAUUUGUGGACAUACAUCUCACCGGCGUACCCUCGGUUGUGCGUGAUCCAGGCGAGGCUUCGAACUCCAUUCCGGAGAAGCUUUCAGUCCCGUUAAAGGGUAUGGCACAAUCAUGGAAAGGAGCUUGGAGUACACUAGAAGAUCCAUACAUCCCGGGCACGUACCGCUAUGUCGGCUCGUCGCCAAACAUCAUACCGCAGGCUCAGAAGCCUAGGAAGGCGAAGGACAGGGUGAGGCAGCAGUCACUGCGUAAGCAGAAAUCUCAGCUGCAAAAGGGAGGAGUUCUGCACAGUUUGACGUCGAUGAUCAGUAGUAAAAAGCGAACGAAGUAA
Molecule: messenger RNA, 1452 nt
Organism: Cantharellus anzutake
Lineage: Eukaryota; Fungi; Basidiomycota; Agaricomycetes; Cantharellales; Hydnaceae
Exons: 1
Coding region: 1-1452 (483 amino acids)
Source: RefSeq, a predicted model, not a curated record